AAGAAUUUUUGGUAUAAAUAACAAUAUGAAAAACAUAAAACGAUAUCACAUUUUGUUUAACUUGCAAACAAUAAACAUCUUAUCAAAAUGAAAUUCGUCAUUGUUGCUUUGGCUUUGGUAGCCUGUGUUAUGGCUGAUGUUUCGGAGUUGGGUUAUGAUUAUCAUGCUCCUGCCCCAGCACCAGUACCAGAAUACCACCCUGCCCCAGCUCCACAAAACACUUACAUUCCCCCUGCUGCCCCAGCUCCAGUACCAGAAUACCACCCAGCUCCUGCCCCUGCUCCAGUACCAGAAUACCAUCCUGCCCCAGCUCCCCAAAACACCUACAUUCCCCCUGCUGCCCCUGCUCCAGUACCAGAAUAUCAUCCAGCCCCAGCUCCCGCUCCAGUUCCCGAAUACCACCCUGCCCCAGCUCCCCAAAACACUUACAUUCCCCCUGCUGCCCCUGCCCCUGUACCAGAAUACCACCCUGCCCCAGCUCCUGCUCCAGUUGUUCCCCAAAACACUUACAUUCCUCCCUCUGCUCCAUCUGCUGAACUCGCUGAUGAUGGUUACCGUUACAAGACUGUCCGCCGUGUCGUCUACCGUCACCGUUUCUAAACUGUUGUUUAAAACAGAUCUGUUAAAUGUUAUUUGUUAUUAAUUUUUUUAAUUAAUGAACAAAAUCCGAAAAACAAAAUAAAAUAAACAUAAUUACUUAGUAUUUAAU
Lucilia cuprina (Australian sheep blowfly) is the source of this 709-nucleotide messenger RNA. RefSeq names its product nematocyst expressed protein 3-like. Lineage: Eukaryota; Metazoa; Arthropoda; Insecta; Diptera; Calliphoridae. The transcript has 2 exons. The record is from RefSeq and is a predicted model, not a curated record. Bases 88 to 600 code for a protein of 170 amino acids.